This is a messenger RNA of Cavia porcellus (domestic guinea pig), 8797 nucleotides long. RefSeq names its product Ras association (RalGDS/AF-6) and pleckstrin homology domains 1 (gene Raph1). Gene Ontology annotation, biological process: signal transduction. The record is from RefSeq and is a predicted model, not a curated record. The coding region runs from base 173 to 3865 and encodes 1230 amino acids. The transcript is spliced from 16 exons. Lineage: Eukaryota; Metazoa; Chordata; Mammalia; Rodentia; Caviidae. Gene Ontology annotation, cellular component: cytosol; plasma membrane.
GUCAGCCAGGCAGCCAGUCCGGCGGCCAGUCAGCCAGUCCACAAUUCUCUCAGUCUGUCAGCCGGUCAGGAGCGACUGGCGCUCGCCGCGGGCCGGGACAGAAACGCCGCGCCCGGGUAGGAGGUGGAGGCGACGGCAGCUGGGGCCGCCAGAGGACUGAGCAGCCGCCGCGAUGGAGCAGCUAUCAGAUGAAGAAAUUGACCAUGGUGCUGAAGAAGACAGUGACAAAGAAGAUCAGGACCUGGACAAAAUGUUUGGAGCCUGGCUUGGGGAACUGGACAAACUCACACAGAGUUUGGAUUCUGACAAAUCCGUAGAACCAGUAAAAAGAUCUCCUCUUCGCCAGGAAACAAACAUGGCCAAUUUUUCUUACCGUUUCUCCAUAUACAACUUGAAUGAAGCUCUGAGUCAAGGAGAGACUGUGGAUCUGGAUGCACUGAUGGCCGAUCUUUGCUCUAUAGAGCAGGAGCUCAGUAGUAUUGGUUCAGGAAGUAGUAAGCGACAAAUCACAGAACCAAAAGCUACUCAGAAAUUAGCUGCUAGCCGACAUCCAUCAAAACACGGCACCUUAAAAGGACUGUCUUCUUCGUCUAAUAGGAUAGCUAAACCUUCCCAUGCUAACUACUCCCUGGAUGACAUCACUGCACAGUUAGAACAGGCCUCCUUGAGCAUGGAUGAGGCUGCUCAGCAGUCAGUACUAGAAGACACUAAGCCAGUGGUUACCAAUCAGCACCGAAGAACUGCAUCUGCGGGCACAGUGAGCGAUGCUGAAGUGCGCUCUAUGAGUAACUCCUCUCGUUCUAGUGUCACUUCUGCAGCCUCCAGCAUGGACUCUCUGGAUAUUGAUAAAGUGACACGCCCUCAGGAAUUGGACCUAACACCUCAGGGGCAGCCAAUUGCUGAGCAUGCUAUUUCUCAGAGAUGUCCCAGCAAGCAGGCCCAGCAUCUUACUGACUUCACAGAAGAACAGGCUGAGCUGACACCUCACUCCUAUUUGGACAGGGAAACAUCCCUUCUUCUGAGAAACAUUGCAGGAAAACCUUCUCAUUUGCUGACCAAGGAAGAACAGGCAGCAAAAUUGAAAGCUGAGAAGAUCAGAGUUGCCCUGGAGAAAAUUAAAGAGGCACAAGUGAAAAAGCUGGUGAUUAGAGUCCACAUGUCUGACGACAGUUCUAAAACAAUGAUGGUGGACGAGAGGCAGACAGUGAGACAAGUGCUGGCUAACCUGAUGGACAAGUCCCACUGUGGCUAUGGUUUAGACUGGUCGCUGGUGGAAACCAUUUCUGAGUUACAAAUGGAGAGAAUCUUUGAAGAUCAUGAAAACUUGGUUGAAAAUCUUCUCAAUUGGACAAGAGAUAGCCAAAACAAGCUUAUAUUUAUGGAACGCAUAGAAAAAUACGCACUAUUCAAAAACCCACAGAAUUACCUUCUGGGGAAAAAAGAAACAGCUGAAAUGGCAGAUAGAAACAAAGAAGUACUGCUAGAGGAAUGCUUUUGUGGAAGCUCUGUAACUGUACCAGAAAUUGAAGGAGUCCUUUGGUUGAAAGAUGACGGCAAGAAGUCCUGGAAGAAGCGGUACUUUCUCUUACGAGCAUCUGGUAUCUACUAUGUCCCUAAAGGGAAAGCAAAGGUCUCUCGGGAUCUGGUGUGCUUUCUCCAGCUGGAUCAUGUCAAUGUUUACUAUGGCCAAGACUAUCGAAACAAAUACAAAGCACCUACAGACUAUUGUCUGGUGCUAAAGCACCCACAGAUCCAGAAGAAAUCCCAGUACAUCAAAUACCUCUGCUGUGACGACAUGAGGACCUUGCAUCAGUGGGUCAAUGGAAUCCGAAUUGCGAAGUAUGGGAAGCAGCUCUACGCAAACUAUCAAGAAGCUAUGAAGAGGACAGAAUCUGCCUAUGACUGGACAUCCUUAUCCAGCUCCAGUAUUAAAUCAGGAUCCAGCUCUUCCAGCAUCCCAGAGUCUCAGUCCAACCAUUCUAACCAGUCCGACAGCGGAGUGUCCGACACCCCGCCGGCAGGCGCGGGCCAUGUCCGCUCGCAGAGCGCUGUGAGCUCCAUCUUCUCAGAGGCCUGGAAGCGCGGCACGCAGCUGGAGGAGAGCAGCAAGGCCAGGACGGAGUCCCUGUGUCGGCCCUACGCCUCGCUGGUGACCCCUCUGUCCCCGCAGAUGCGGCCCAGCGCCCCCUGUGUGGCCUCCCAGCCCUCGCCCCCGCUGCCCCCGCCACCCCCACCCCCGCCUCCGCCGCCACCGCCACCGCCGCCGCUGCCCAGCCAGGCUACGCCGUCCUCGGGCGCCGCCGCCGCGCCCACCUUCGUCAAGUACAGCACCAUCGCGCGGCUGCAGCACGCGGCGCAGCACUCGGGCUCCCUGUUUAAGCCGCCGCCCCCGGGGGCGCCGCAGCCGCCCGCGGCCUCGCAAGCCAGCAAGCCUCAGCUCCUGGUGCCCCCUACCGGCGACAUGCCGCCCCCGCCACCGCCUCCGCCACCCCCAACCCCCGGCUCGGCGAUGGCCCAGCUGAAGCCGGCGCCCUGCGCCCCGGCCCUGCCGCAGUUCAGCCCGCCGCCGCCGCCGCCCCCGCUGCCCAAGGCCCCCCACUCGCAGCCCGUGCCCCCGCCGCCUCCGGUCAAGAAGCCGCCGCCGUUCCCCACGGCACCGGGGCCCCCGCCCACGCUGCCCAAGCAGCAGAGCUUCGGCGGGAAGCCGCCGCCCUCUCCGCUGGCGUCUGCUGCUGUGAAACAGCUGGCCAGCCAGUGCCCGCCGCCCGCUCCCGGGGACGCGCCGCCCCCGAAGCCCGGCCCGGUGCACCCCCCGCCGCAGUCCCCCCCAGCCGUGAAGGCAAAGCCCAAGUGGCAGCCCGGUGCCGCCCCUGUCCCGUCGCCCGACUUCCCGCCGCCGCCGCCAGAAAACAGCCUGGUGUUUCCACCGCCGCCCCCCGUGGCCCCGGCCUCCGAUAAAGGCGGGUCUCCGGGCAAGAAGCCCGGGAAGCUGGCUAGCCCCGGGGGAAAGAAGCCGCCGCCCGCACCGCAGCGCAACUCCAGCAUCAGGGUGGGGGGCGUGGGCAGCGAGCAGCCAGAGCCCGCGAGGCCCUCGGUGGACAGCCUGGUGAGCAGGUUCGCGCCGCCCGCCGAUGAGGCCCCGCCGCCGCCGCCGCCACCCGCGCCUCCCAAGCCCGGGAAGCUGCAGCUCUCCGCGGUCGGGGUCGGGGUUGCCUUCCCCAGCGCGCCAGGGGCAGAGGCGCCUGCCAGAGCCGCCGUGCCAGGCGGGCGCGGGAAGGACUCAGGGCUGGAGUUCCCCUCACCACCAUCAGAUUCUGACUUCCCGCCCCCGCCCCCCGAGACCGAGCUGCCCCUGCCCCCCGUGGAGAUCCCGCCGGUGUUUUCUGGAAGCGGAACCGCCUCCCCCAAAGUGGCCGUGGUGAAUCCCCAGCCGCAGCUGUGGUGUAAGACGUCCGUGAAGAAGGCCCCUCCGCCCACGCGACCCAAGCGCAACGACAGCACCCGCCUCACCCAGGUAGAGCCCCCGGAGCCGCCAACGCUGGCUGCAGUCGUGCCACAAGUGCCCACAUCUCCCAAGUCCAGCCUUAGUGUCCAGCCUGGAUUCCUGGCUGAUCUCAACCGGACCCUACAGCGGAAGUCCAUCACCCGGCACGGCUCGCUGACCUCCACACGCGUGUCCCGGGCCGAGCCUACUGCCACCAUGGAUGACAUGGCCCUUCCCCCGCCGCCCCCUGAACUGCUCGCCGACCCGCAGAAGGCUGUCUACGGGGGCAGUCACAUAUCAGGCUAUGCAACCUUGCGGAGGGGGCCGCCUCCCGCUCCCCCCAAGAGAGACCAGAGCACCAAGCUUUCGAGGGACUGGUAGCACCUGAAGCGAUGUCUGCGCUCUCUGUAAUCGGUUUUACAAUCAGCUCAUCUGGUCACCUGUGAUUUCAGGUGGUCAGAGCCUCCUGGUAUGAUGAUAUUCAGGUAGUUUCCGGCCGUGUGUGUGCGUGUAUGUGUACACGUGUGUGCAUAAGUGUAUUUGUAAGUAUGUAUGUAGAGAACAGAGUAGUUGUAUUUAUUCCUUCCCUCUACAAAUCUGAACAUGGGUUUUGCGUAUUUGGGGUGGAAGAGGCAUGGACGGGGCUGUUUACUGUCUUAGGAUUUGUCUGUCAUGUAGAUUGGACCAAAACCUUCUGCUUACUAAGAAGGUAUUUUGUAAGUGUCUGUGCAGUCUCCUCGUGCAUGUCGUAUAGUACACAGUUAAGUGUGUAACACGUUUCCGUUUGAGAAAGUGUUUGGCAUAGCUUUUGUGUUUGGUUUUCCCAAGUUGGCCGAGUUGGAGCUGCUUGAGAGAUGCCUCAGGACUCCACUGCGGGGCCCUUUAAAUCAGGAGAGCAAUGUGAGCUUGGUAGAGGGCACAGCAUUCAGGAAGGGAAUGUCCUCAGGCCCCAUGUGAGAACCCUUGGUGUGCCUGCCCCGCCCCGCCCCGCCCCAGCAGUGCUCCUCAGAGGGAAACCUAUGUGACCCCGACCCUCAGCCCCCCUGGCUGCUGCGAGCACUGUCUCGUCAACUUGGCGUUGUGGUUGUUUUAGGUUUAUUUUGAGAAUGUCUAAGGCAGUCUGCACUGUCCCGGUCCGCCCGGGUCACCAGCUAACCUUCUCUCUGGUGUAUACUUUAGGUGGAUGCUGAAAUCUGUAAACGGUAUAUAAUAAUACACUUCUCUGCCCAAUACAGUGCAUUAACAAAAAAAAAAAAAAAAAACCACCUUCUGAAAUAUGUCUUCUUUGUGUAUUGCUCUCUGAAAGAGGAAGAACGAACACAACCGGGUCCUGUAUGGAUGUCAUGAACCAGGCAGUAGAUGAGCCAUAAUGCAGAAUUCAGAGAACCCACCAGGCAUGGGACUAGCGCUGAGGGAGUCUGAGGUCCCCGGUGAUUGUGUGCUGCCUAGCGCGCUGCCGGCUGGGGACACAGGUCUAGGUGCCCGGCCAAUCUGACCUUCCAAAGCGUGCACAUGCAGUUUGGCAGAACAAGAACACCCUGUGCUUCUCUAAGCUUCACACGCUAUGUAUUUUUUUCUAUUGAUUUUCCUUUGUACGUGAGACAAGUAUGUACCGUACUGUCUCAUCAGUUUACCUGGAUAAACCGUCACAAAUAAAAGCAACCUUAGAGCUGCACUCAAACAAGAAUAAAACUUGGCCACCCAGCAAUGAGAAAUGACACCUCUUGAAGUGAAAGUCUGUUCCUGUCAUGAAGAUUACCAGUGUAAGCUUCCCCACCGCAGAAAGUGACAUCAGUGAAUAGGCGACAGACGGUAAACAAGAAUAAAUUAAAGUUGUACGGUGUGCAAGGCAUCACUGUAAUCCACUCUCUAAGAAAGAGCUGCCUCUGGUAAGAGGAAGCUGUGCUUCCCAGGGUAUCGCCAGGAGCUGUUCAGUCUAGUCAUGCCAGGGGGAAGCAGUAAGACACAACUUUGCAUCUUGUUGUAACCUGCGUCUUUUAAAAGCACGCAGUUUUCUUUGAUGCUUAGGAAAUGCCCUUCACCCUAGUUGUGUCACCCACGCUCGCACAGCGGUGUGGGUACCCUGAAAGUAGACUGCGUGGCUGCACCCGCUCCGGGGCAGAAGCCUUUCCACAGGCUUCUACUUGUUGCUUUUGGGGCAUUUUUGCAGGGUAAAGUUACUCAUAAAUCAGGCUACCUAAAUACUCUCCAUUAAGGUUUUUGAGUUUUGUUUUUUUUUUUUCAUGAAAGCAGACUAUGUUUCUUGAUGAGGAAACGUAAUACAUCUCUACCUUCACCUCUGUGUCCUAGAGCAGGCUUUGCUACCAAGGUGGCCUCGUUGGCAUCCAUCCUCAUGCUCGCCAUGCUGAGCUGCAGCCACCUGAGCUGUGCUUUCCUGAAGCAGCAGCCAGCCGUGUGGUCACUGGCGUGCCAAGUGGAGCAGGCCGGAGGCUGACCCCAUCUUGACAAGAGGCAGCUCCUCUUAUGUUCCUCCAAAAAUGUAAACAGCGAGUUUUGUUCUAAUCUUAUGUGUGCAAUAAGUGCAUCAAAGGAACCAAAGUGACUCUGAUUGUACUUCUAGGGCUUUACUUCCCCGUGGGGUUUCUCUGUGGGUUUUGGUUGGAAUGUAGGUGUGGAGCUUUUUCUUUUCCUGCCGAGACUGUAUUUUUGUGGCUCCGUCUCUGGUGUGUCCCUCAGACAGCACUUGUAUUGCUCCUGCUUGUGCUGGCUGCUUCUCUGCCCAGCACCCAUUGGUGCCGCAGGCACCGACCACCUUCACUCCUGGGGACAGCAUCACAGCUGCAUCGCAGCAGAUCUUGUUCUUAGCUAAUGACUGCCUUUACUAGAGACAGUUAAAUACAGAGUUCUGUGUUGAAUUUCAGCAAGUUGGCCUUCACUACUCAAAAGAUUUGAAUAUACUUUUUCCUUAUAUAGUCAAAUUCUCACUUGGAAAGGAAAAUUAUCCUUCAGGAUUUUAGAUGCCCAGUCAGCUAUAAACUGGGUUUUUAGGACUUCUAAGUUGCAGGGAACUUUUCACAAGAUUUUAAACAGUAAUGCAGCGAUGACAGUGUUUCAGUCCCCCAAAAUCAAGGUGCUUCUACCACUGGCAGUAUGUCUCAAGAGGACUGGGACCCACCCUUGGGUCCCUUCAUGGGACCUUGUCACUAAAGUCAAUGAAGAAUUUAUCAAGAAAGAUUAACAAAGUAGAGACCAUAAUUCUGAUGGUGACAGUUCUGAGAUCAAGAUUAUAGGAACUGUGCGUUCAAGUUUCAGAAACUGCUAUGUUGGGAGAAUACUGCUGGUAAGACACUUACCUAAAGGAUGCUGGAUGGUAAACAUUGCUACACAGUGUCUCAGGCAAUGGUGUGGCUUGGGUUUGAUUUGAAAGUUAGAACCCAAUCACCUUUUUCAGCUAAAUCAGUUUGUUACAAACACAAGGUAAUUUUUAAACAAUUAAAAAUAGUUCAUUCCUAUUUCCAUGCAUCAUUACCAGACUUUUUUCAUAGACCUUCAAAAAUUUCAGCUGAUGUAAUGCUACAGAAUUUAAUAAAGGUUAGACCAAAUAAACCAGUAUCACUCUUUCAGUGGUAUAAUGACUUGCUCUUAACAAAGUAGAUAUAACUUACACACUUGCUGAGACAUUGUUUUAAAAAUGCUUUUAGAUUGCAAACACAGGCUGGUGUUGAUUUUUUUCUAUACAUCUUCAUUUGUAUAAAGGAUACCUCUGACCCUGGAGGAGUGUAAUCUCUCACUAAGGGGAGAUUUGAUCCAAAAAGAAAAUGCAAGUACAACAGAAUCAAAUAGCUCAUUUCCUUUCCAGAUGUUAAGACCAUUUUCAUACCCUUAGUACUUCAACCCACAAAAAAUAGUGCUCAGUUCUUAUUGAGACCUUAGAACUAUAUAAUAGAAAUCAAAUAUAGCCUGGAAAUAAACUUGCUCGAUAAAAAUAAGCAGAAGCAACAUCCUUGAGAAACAGUUGAAGGCAGGGGAACCUCUCAAAUUGGUUUGCUCUUUAUUUGAAGUAAUGAACCGUUUAGGAGAGAGAGGUAUUUGCUGUAAGCCCCUGUGCCUUUAACUCAGCAGAAUAGCAUUUUCUGAGGUGCUAAUGAAAGCUGUGUUGGCAGAAAUAGAAAAGUGAUGAUCCUACAAAAAGAUGGACUUCAUCUACCUAAGUAAGUCUGGCUAUCUCCUACCAAAGAUGUUAAGAGAAAUGAAUCAAGUCAGGGUGGCAAUUCUGUCCUGACAGCGAGUUGGGGGGAGGGGGGGGCGUGGCUGGCUGUUAACACCAAGCACUUGACUGCUGAGGUUUUCAACCUGCCUGCACUCUCCCAAGGGGAAACUUCAAAAACUGUCCACUGUUCAUUGUCUGUAUGGUCUACCUAAUACCAAAAACUGCCGCUUUUCAUCAUGAUUCCCACCUCCUAAAACUUUUCUAUUUGUAAAUAAUCCCUCCUAGAAAACAAGCAUUAACUGGAAUGUUUCAAAUGAAUUUUGCUGAAUUUUAUGAUCAGCUACUAGUGAACUCUUCUUAUAGAGAUACAUAUUUAAGUAAAAUACUAGUUGCUCAGUGUUGUUAAUUGUUUACUAUUUUAAAGGAAAUUUGCACAUUUUACUUAACUGGGAUUGCUUCCUCCCCUUCCCGAGGGGGUGGCACUCAAGGCUGACUGACUUCUGGCUGCGGGAACUUUGUCAUUUGAUAUACAGUGCAGAAAAUGUACUUUUUAAAGCAUGGGAAAGAUGACAAGGAACUGCAUUAUAAAGUACUGGAUAGAGGACAUUAUUCAGAGGAUUAUGCACAGCUCUGUGAAGAUGAAAGUGUUCUUUUAGCUUUGUUGCUACUUGUUCUGCUUAAAUGUAUGCUCAUUUCAUUAUGUGCCUUGCUCCCAGAUUUCGCAAAACUAUAUAUAUAAUACAUAUAUCACAUAUAUAUAUAUAUAUAUAUAUAUGAGAGAGAAAUAUAUUCAGUACUACUGAUGGUGUUCUUGUUCUGCUGGAUUAAGUUAUUUUCCAACUUAUUGUCAGUAAACUAUUGUAAUGGGUUAGGACAGCAGUCAUACAUUCAGUAUAAAUUUGUUUUUCCAGUUGCAUUUUGUUAUGUCAACCUACCCAAUCUCAAACCUUAAAACGCAUUUGAACAGGGACAUUUUGUGGAUGGGCACCACUAAGAACCUGGGGUACCAAAAAUGCUAUUCCGUAGGAACAAAUUAAGUGUAAAGACUAAUAAACUAUGGUUUGAUGUGUUCAAUGUUAGCUUUAAGAGUUAUCUGUAACAGACUGGGGAGCUUUGGCCAUUAAACACAUUUUAAAAGAUAA